Molecule: messenger RNA, 865 nt
Organism: Musa acuminata subsp. malaccensis (wild Malaysian banana)
Lineage: Eukaryota; Viridiplantae; Streptophyta; Magnoliopsida; Zingiberales; Musaceae
Product: protein MIZU-KUSSEI 1
Biological process (GO): hydrotropism
Source: RefSeq, a predicted model, not a curated record
CUUUCUACCCUAUAUAACUUCUAACUGAGGUCUCCACCUUCCGAUAGGAAAACAUCUUCAUCCCUUCCUUCCUCCGUUACAACCACCUCUUCUUGAAGCAAAAAUGCAAUCAUUGCUGGAGACACCAGGGCUUGUGUCACUGCUCCGGCGCUCCACAGAACGCAGAGCCAAGAUGGCCGGCGGGGGGAUCUUUCGGAUGUUCAAGUUGAGAACAGCGUUCACCUCUGGUUGCAAGAUGGCGGCGCUCGCAGGCCGGCCUAACAAAUCAUUGCUCUCCGGCAAUUCGGCCACCAUCACGCUGUUCGGGUACCGGAGAGGGAGGGUGAGCUUGGCCAUUCAGGAAAACCCCACGUCUGCUCCCAUCUUCCUUCUCGAGCUGCCCAUGCUCACCAGCUAUCUCCACAAGGAGAUGGCCUCCGGGCUCGUCAAGAUCGCGCUCGAGAGCGAGACGAAGACGCACAAGAAGAGGCUGGUCGAGGAGUGCAUGUGGGCGGUGUACUGCAACGGGCGGAAGUCGGGCUACUCGAUGAAGAAGAAGCAGGCCUCCGACGAGGAGCGGCAUGUCAUGCAGCUGCUAAGGGGGGUCUCCAUGGGCGCCGGCGUCUUGCCUUAUGCCUCGGAGAAGGACGUAGCCGACGGGGAGUUGACGUACAUGAGAGCGCGGUUCGAGAGGGUGGUGGGAUCCAAGGACUCCGAGGCGUUGUAUAUGAUCAACCCCGAUGGCACCGGCGUCCCGGAGUUGAGCAUCUUCCUUGUGAGGAUGAAGUGAAUUCCAAUCAACAACUCUCUGCUUCGUGUCAUGUUGUGUAGAUAGAUCGAUCUACUAGUAUCAUGUAGAAAUCAACUUGGUUUCCAUUCUCCAUCA